AUGCGGCGCAACUCGCGAACAAGACUUGGCCUGGCACUGAUGGCUUUGCGCAGCAUCGAAUAUGUAGCUUUGGUGGGGUCGUUUCUCCUGGUCGGACUCGAAGCUAUCAUCCGCGUCUUGACUUUAGCUCUACCGAUCUCGACGUCCGUGAGAGACGCUUCUGACUUUGUGGACCUCUGUCAUCUGUACGGAUACCAAGCUGAGGAGCACAUCCUUCAGACGAAGGAUGGGUACCUCCUUGGACUACACCGGCUGGCCUGGAAGAAGGGAGAGGAGGACCAGAAGGUCAACAGCGGGCCGGGAAGUUUGAAGAAGAAGGUCGUGUAUCUUCACCAUGGUCUUCUAAUGAACUCGGAAGUCUGGGUCUGCUUGACCGACGAGCAGCGAUCUCUUCCUUUUGUGCUCGCUGAGCAGGGCUAUGAUGUUUGGCUUGGCAACAACCGCGGCAACAAGUAUUCGAAAAAAUCGGUACACCACUCGCCCAAGUCGCAAGGCUUCUGGAACUUUUCCAUCGACGAGUUCGCUUUUCAUGACAUCCCGGACAGCAUCGCUUAUGUCCUGGAGGCGACGGGGCAGGAGAGCUUGUCUUACAUUGGAUUCUCGCAGGGAACUGCGCAGGCCUUCGCCACCCUUGCCAUCCACCCAAAACUCAACCAGCAGGUCAAUGUAUUCAUCGCCUUGGCACCGGCCAUGUCGCCUGCCGGCCUUUCUAAUGGAAUCGUCGACGCCUUGAUGAAGGCCUCGCCCCAAGUCUUGUUCCUCCUCUUCGGCCGUCGAUCUAUCCUCAGCUCAGCCACCAUGUGGCAGUCCAUUCUUUACCCGCCCAUCUUUGUUAGAGUCAUCGAUAUGGGUCUUUCCUUUUUGUUCAACUGGCAGACGAAGAACAUAUCCCUCAGUCAGAAACUCGCCGCAUAUCCUCAUCUCUACUCUUUUACCAGCACGAAGAGUGUGGUUCACUGGUUUCAAAUUAUUCGGAAUAAGUCUUUCCAAAUGUAUGACGACGACGUUCAUCCUCCUGUCUCGAUUAGUUCCUCGAGCAAGUACACCAAGGUCGCGAAAUACCCCACUCGAAACAUCAAGACGCCCAUCGUUCUCGUGUACGGCGGCAGCGACUCGUUGGUCGACAUCAAGGUCAUGCUCAAGGAACUGCCGCCCCAGACCGUAGCUACCGAGAUCCCUCACUACGAGCAUCUUGACUUUCUGUGGGGCCGCGACGUUGAUGUUCAGGUCUUCCCCCACGUCUUUGAUGCCCUCGACAGUUUCACGGAUGCGCAGCAUACCAAGGAGGAGUACGAUCGAUACAAGAUCGCAAGACGAGCGAGUCUCCUGGGUUCCGGAAACGCUUAUAAGCACACGUACAAAGACAGCGAUUUGUCUGCUAGUGAGGCCUCAAAUACUGUGGAUGAGGGACAGAACGGCAACGGUCUUGAGACUCCUGUCUCACAAAGCAAGACUCGAGACCGGCCCUCAGGAAUCCCAUCACCACUUGGCACCACCAGGAUGCGACCCAGGUACUCACAGGUUGUGAAUGAAGACGAAUCGCCAUCGCCAUCUCCGGAUAGACCCGCUAGCCGCGCCGCUGAGGGAGAAGAGAGGCCUGACAGCUCAGUGGAUACCCGCGAUUCCCCGACAGCUAAGCUCAAGGGCAUUGGCGUCCGGCGCGGAAGUGGAGGAAGCCAUCUCAGCCUGGAUAGCAUGCGUGAGGGCCGAGGCAUAAGCCUUGGCACUAGUAAGGCUCUGGGCGGCGUCGUCACCAAGAGUGCGAUCGAUGCCAAGGGGCUGGGCAAUGCCGGUACUGAUGAAAACAACAGCGGGAAGAAGAAGAAGCGUGUGACGGUUGCGCCAUAG
Colletotrichum spaethianum is the source of this 1848-nucleotide messenger RNA. RefSeq names its product putative lipase ROG1. The record is from RefSeq and is a predicted model, not a curated record. Lineage: Eukaryota; Fungi; Ascomycota; Sordariomycetes; Glomerellales; Glomerellaceae. The transcript has 3 exons. Bases 1 to 1848 code for a protein of 615 amino acids.